Molecule: messenger RNA, 1443 nt
Organism: Haliotis rubra (blacklip abalone)
Lineage: Eukaryota; Metazoa; Mollusca; Gastropoda; Lepetellida; Haliotidae
Product: transgelin-2-like
Exons: 4
Coding region: 209-778 (189 amino acids)
Molecular function (GO): protein binding
Source: RefSeq, a predicted model, not a curated record
UGGGGACUCCUCCCAAUGUUCCUCCACCGCCUGGCCCACGUUUAGUCACGUGACUCUUGAUGAAUCAUUGGCGCGCCUAAAUUGUCGCCUGUACAUUUAGCCGAGCUGAGAGCGAGAGACACCAGAGCAGACGAUACUUUUGCGCUGUGACGUCCAGUUAAUUUCUGACUUAACUACUAGUCAUUUUGGAUACUUAAACGAAGGAAAGAUGUCAUACCGGGCAACAAAAUCAGGCCUCAGCGCUGAGACCCAGGACAAGAUUAACAAGAAGUAUGACGCUGGCUUGGCCGCUGAGAUGCUCGAGUGGAUCAGCAGCAUGACCGGCGAGUCGUUCAGCACGUCAGGAGAUAUGGACAACUUCCAGGAAACGCUGAAGAACGGGGUUAUUCUUGCAAAACUUGCCAAUGUCCUGAAACCCGGGAGCAUUCCAGCUAAGAAGCUUACUCCUUCCACACUGAGUUUCAAACAGAUGGAGCUGAUCCAGCUGGCACUAGAUGUCUUCAAGAAAUUAGAUGUUAAAGAAACCGAGAUAUUCCAGUCUGUUGACCUCACGGAACGAGUCAAUCUUAACCAGGUCGUGAUUUGUCUGCAGUCGGUAGGAAGGAAGGCCGGACACGGACCAAAGGAAUCAAAGGAAAACAAGCGUGACUUCUCAGACGAACAGUUAAAGGCUGGCCAAAGUGUCAUUGGACUUCAGAUGGGUACGAAUCAACACGCAAGUCAAGCUGGUAUGAGCAUUGGAAAAAAGAGGAUGAUCACAAACGACGAGAAACAGUGAAAGCAGCAAUUUCAUGUAGUAACCAGCACUUAAAGCAUCCAAACAUCUUAUACUUUGCUUCUCGCCUUUCACACAGAUGAUUUGGCUGAUUUUAGCAAUUUUGCAAGAGACCAGCCAGUCACCGACUCAUUGACUCGUUUCGUGUGAAGUUCAUAGUCCAUGGGCGUCUCUAUUAAUGACAUUGCUGUGAGGUUUAGGACUCACCGCCGUGACUUGACGGGUGUUUUUCCUUGGGACCAACUUUAAGUGCGAACUAUUCAAUGGGUGGUCUGAUGCUGUGGUGGUUCCAUCAGUGAAGCUGCUACCAGACUCGGAGGGUCAGACAGUGUUAAUGAAGAUACUUAUAAAUUUGCAUCUCAUAUUGUUGAAAUAAAUAUAUUCUUGAAAACUGUGCAUAAUGUGUAUAAUUAGAAUGGAAUUUUCAGUUUGGAACUUUUUGUCAGAUUUAUAUGUACAUCACGCAUAUUAGUUAUCAUAAACGGAACAUUUCAAAACGGCGAUUUUUGUAUUUCGCUCAUUUUCAUUGUCAUCCUGGGACCAAUUUUUAUAGUUAUAUCAUAAUUGCUAUAUUUGCAAUAUUGGUAAUUGAAAUAAGUUUACACAUGCUUAGAUUAGACAGUUGUGUAUGGAGGAAAUGGACAGGAAUAAAGAUAUAUUCACAGAUA